Asparagus officinalis (garden asparagus) is the source of this 1454-nucleotide messenger RNA. Its product is annotated as ethanolamine-phosphate cytidylyltransferase-like. Gene Ontology annotation, molecular function: ethanolamine-phosphate cytidylyltransferase activity. Gene Ontology annotation, biological process: phosphatidylethanolamine biosynthetic process. Gene Ontology annotation, cellular component: cytoplasm. Bases 50 to 1000 code for a protein of 316 amino acids. The record is from RefSeq and is a predicted model, not a curated record. Lineage: Eukaryota; Viridiplantae; Streptophyta; Magnoliopsida; Asparagales; Asparagaceae. The transcript is spliced from 9 exons.
CGAGAUCACGAGGAACAAAGGACCGCCUGUAACUCCGCUCCGCGAGAGGAUGAUAAUGGUAGGAGCUGUAAAGUGGGUAGAUGAUGUCAUUCCAGAUGCACCAUAUGCUAUCACUAAAGACUUCAUGUACAAGUUAUUUAAUGAGUAUGAUAUAGAUUACAUAAUCCAUGGGGACGACCCGUGCCUACUUCCGGAUGGCACUGAUGCAUAUGCUCUUGCCAAGAAGGCAGGUCGCUAUAAGCAGAUCAAGAGAACGGAAGGGGUGUCAAGCACAGACAUAGUUGGUCGCAUGCUUCUUUGUGUGAGGGAGAGGUCACUUGGUGACAGUCAUAGUCAUUCUUCAUUACAAAGACAAUUUAGCCAUGGGCAUGGCAGUCCGAGAGCCUCAAAAGUUGAGGAUGGUUGGUCUGGCGGGGGAACUCGUGUGUCUCAUUUUUUGCCUACAUCUCGAAGGAUUGUGCAAUUCUCAAAUGGGAAGGGGCCAGGUCCAGAUUCUCGCAUAGUUUACAUCGAUGGUGCAUUUGAUCUGUUCCAUGCUGGGCAUGUAGAGAUAUUGAGACUUGCUCGGGAACUAGGAGAUUUUCUACUUGUGGGAAUUCACACUGAUCAAACUGUAAGUUCUACUAGAGGAGCGCAUCGACCAAUCAUGAAUCUUCAUGAGAGAAGCUUGAGUGUUUUAGCUUGCCGUUACGUUGAUGAGGUGAUCAUUGGUGCCCCAUGGGUGGUUUCAAAAGACAUGAUUACAACAUUUAACAUCUCAUGGGUGGUGCGUGGAACUGUUACUGAAAACAGGGAUUUUCUGAAGGAGAAAUCCGAUCCAUAUGAAGUUCCAAUGGAAAUGGGUAUAUUCAGACAGCUGGAAAGUCCUCUUGACAUCACAACUAGCACAAUUAUCAAGAGAAUUGUUGCAAACCAUGAAGCAUAUCAGAAAAGAAAUGAAAAGAAGGAAGCAAGUGAAAGGAAGUAUUAUGAAGGAAAAACAUUUGUGUCUGGAGAUUGAUUCGAAGGAAGCUGAAGUAGGUAUACCCAUUGAGGAUGUCAUACUUCUAACAUUCACGGGAAAUGUGCUUUUUCCAGCUUCAGUGGAGGAUCCAAGUUUUGCAUUAGUAUAUCAAAUUGUAUAGGCGGACCUAGAAGGUCUAUAUUAUCAAUAGCUGAUGACAGCUAAGUAUAUGGAAUCUAAUGAUUUUUCUCUCUUUUUUCCCCUUCUUAUUCUCUGCUUUCCGUUUAACAUUUACUGGCCAUUUCUACCUCACCAGAUUUUCUGUUAUAUUCUUGAUUGUCUGACCUUCACAUUUUUUUCCUUCUGGACGUGAGGAGGUAUAUAGUUGCAUGUUAUGGAAUGAGAAUCCAGAUGUUUGAUAUAAGUUACCAGGCACUUUUGUUGUCUGGCACGAUAAUAAUUUUACGUUGUCAUGUAUUUAUAUACACAUAUUGAUUGUUGCAUGUCACAA